GAAUAAUCUGUCUCCUUUGGCUCUUUUGCGGAUGCGCUGUAAUUCUUUGGGUUUUUGCAUCACUGGGCAUCUGAAGUUUGCGACGAUGCCUCCGCUCAGCGUUUGGGAUUGGUAGCAUCCUUCUGCCAGAGGGCGACGCAUCAUUCAUCUGUGACUGAACAACGCUGUGUUUCGGAAGUGGACAAAACAUGGACUAAUUUGUUUCUUUGUUAAAAAAAAAUAAAUAAAAAAAUACAGUCAUCAUGGGAUUAAUGCAGCUGUUUGUGCUUCUCGGCAUGUCUUGCUCCGCCUCAGGUUUUGGGGUUGACCCUGCCCUCCGCAUCAACGUGUUCGACGAAGUCAGGCUCGCAGAGGGUUUUGAUGGAGUUACUCAGGUCCAGGGCUUCCACAGCGAGUCCAGAGCCUUCCACUUCCAAGGUUCCUCCAGGGAAGUGAAGGCUUCUGCUGAGGUCUCAGAGCAAAUGAUCCAGAAGCUCAGAGGAAAGAAUGAAUUUACUGUGCUGGUGACUCUUAAACAGGAACACCUGAACUCUGGGGUCAUCCUCUCCAUCCACCAUUCCGAGCACAGGUUCUUGGAACUGGAGAGCAGCGGCCAGCGCAGUGAGGUGCGUCUUCACUAUCGCACCAAAGGCCAGCAGUCCCAUACAGAGGUUUUCCCUUAUAGCCUGGCUGAUGACCAGUGGCACAAGGUCUCUGUCGCCAUCAGUGCCUCUCAUGUCAUCCUGCAUGUGGACUGCAACAGGAUCUAUGAGCGGGUGGUUGAAGCACCCUUCAUGGAUAUACCUGAGGAUGCUGCCUUCUGGCUUGGACAGAGAAAUUCAGCUCAUGGCUUCUUCAAGGGGGUGAUGCAGGACGUGGAAAUCCUGGUGAUGCCACAGGGUUACAUUUCACAGUGUCCAGAUCUAAACAGAACAUGCCCAACCUGCAAUGACUUCCAUGGACUUGUGCAGAAAAUCAUGGAACUGCAGGAUAUCCUUGCUAAAACAUCCAGCAAGCUGUCCAGGGCGGAGGAGAAGAUGAAUGGGCUUGAUGGCUGCUAUUGUGAGAGAACCUGCAACGUCAAGGGGGUCAUCUACAGGGAGGACGAAGGAUGGACAGAUGGCUGCAGGAACUGCACAUGCACGAAUGGCACGGUACAAUGCGAGGCCAUCUCCUGCCCUCCCCCUCAGUGCCCAGCGGGCACAGCACCUGCCUAUGUAAAGGGUGCCUGCUGCAAAGAGUGCCAGCCUGUGUGCCUGUUUGGAGGUAGAGAGCUGGUGGAUGGGACUCAGAAGGCUGUGCGCGACUCCUCUGGCAGGUGUUUGCUGUUUGAAUGCAGGGACCGGACCCUGCAUCGAAUGCCUCACAGCGAGCCGUGUCCUCAACUCAGCUGUCCUGAAUCAGAGCAGAUCACCCUGACGGACAGAUGCUGCAAAGUCUGCAGAGGUCAUGACUUCUGCUCAGAGGGCCACAGCUGUACAGAGCACUCUGACUGUGUGAACCUGGAAGCAGGAGACUGCUGUGUCUGUAAGGAUGGUUUCCGCCCCCUGCGAGACGAUAAUGCCUACUGUGAAGACAUUGACGAGUGUGCAGAAGGGAAGCACUACUGCAGGGAGAACACCAUGUGCGUGAACACCCCUGGUUCCUUCAUGUGCAUCUGCCACACGGGUUACAUCAGGAUCGAUGAUUACUCCUGCACAGAGCACGACGAGUGUCUCAGUGGGCUCCAUAACUGUGAUGAGAACGCGUUGUGUUUCAACAUGGUUGGUGGUCACAGCUGCUCCUGUAAACCGGGUUACACUGGAAAUGGGACAGUGUGCAAAGCUAUGUGUGACGGAUUGUGCCAGAAUGGAGGAACCUGUGUGUCGCCGAACAACUGUGUUUGCCAGCAAGGAUUUACUGGGAGGCGAUGCGAGACAGAUAUUGAUGAGUGUGCAGAUGGCUUUGUUGAGUGUGAUAGUAAAUCCACUUGUGUCAACUUGCCUGGCUGGUAUCACUGUGAGUGUCGUGAUGGCUACCAUGACAACGGCUUGUUCUCUGCCAAUGGAGAAUCAUGUGUAGAUAUUAAUGAAUGCAAGACGGGGAGGCACACCUGUGCCAACGACACUGUUUGCUUCAACCUGGAGGGCAGCUAUGACUGCCGUUGCCCCCACGGUCACAACUGCACAGGCGACUGUAUCCAUGACAACAAGGUCAAGCACAGCGGACAGAUCUGGGUGCUGGACAGCGAUAGGUGUUCUGUGUGCUCCUGCCAGGCCGGGCAGGUGAUGUGCCGCAGGAUGGUGUGCGACUGCGACAACCCCAACGCCGACCUGUUCUGCUGUCCGGAGUGUGACCCUCGGCUGAGCAGCCAGUGCCUGCACCAGAACGGGCUGCUCACCUACGGCAGCGGGGACACGUGGGUGGAGAACUGUCAGCAGUGUCAGUGCUUGCAGGGCCAAGUGGACUGCUGGCCUCUGCCCUGCCCCCCUGUGGACUGUGAAUUCACGGUGGUGCCUGAGGGUGAGUGCUGCGCCCACUGUGUCACUGACCCCUGUCAAGCCGACACCAUCCGCAACGACAUCACCAAGACGUGCACAGACGAGCACAGCAUCUCACGCUUCAGUGGCUCAUCCUGGAUUAAACAUGGCACCGAGUGCACCCUGUGCCAGUGCAAGAAUGGACACAUCUGCUGCUCAGUGGACCCCAUGUGCCUUUAGUUCUGGCAGAUCUGAAGGCACCUGUACAGUGUUCUCCAUGUAAAAAAAGAAAGAAAAGAAAAAGUAAUAAUAAUACCACC
Messenger RNA from Thalassophryne amazonica, 2758 nucleotides. RefSeq names its product neural EGFL like 2a (gene nell2a). Bases 243 to 2678 code for a protein of 811 amino acids. NCBI's taxonomy places the organism in Eukaryota, Metazoa, Chordata, Actinopteri, Batrachoidiformes, Batrachoididae. The transcript has 20 exons. The record is from RefSeq and is a predicted model, not a curated record. Gene Ontology annotation, molecular function: calcium ion binding; protein binding.